UUAAGCUCAAUCUUUUCUUUCAUGCUAGCAAACAAUCGUUACAGGCUGGAUAUUGUUGGCUCUUUUAAAAAAAUGGAAACUUCUUCCUUCAAUUGAAAGAGCUCCGCUAGAGAGACAUAGCCCGAAAUGAGGACUUGCCUUGCUUGGCUUAUUUAACGGCUCGAGUAAAAACUGCCCACCAGAAGAAGAAAAAAAAAACCCCGUUUAUGCUCUCUAACAGAAAGAUGAAGCAAGAGAGAAAACAUGUGGAACUCCAAGCAGAAAUUAGGAAAAUUGGUCACCGAGGCACUGACUCAGACUGUGAGAAGUGGCCUGCAGACAUUUUGAAAUGCACCAUCUGGAAUUCGAGAGCAGAGCUCUGGGCUGACGGUUUCUGUUUUUAUAGAUGUGAGCUUGCAACACCCAUGUCCUUCCAGCCUCCUCUCCCUUUGGUGGUCCCGGCCUUUGGGAAUCUUUGAGGAUGACGUCCCUUGGUUCCUUCCAGCAGGAGGAGAGUUAAGGCAAAGGAGGGGGGCGAGGAGGAGGGAAUCCCUAUUUGGAACUUGAGACUUUCCAGCUGAGAGGGGGAUGGAGACGUCAUGCUCAUCACCGGCUGCUCUCAGCUCCCAUGUCAAAGGAAGUCCAGGCAAGGAGCUUCAAGAGCUACAGCGCCACUGAGAAUAGAGAUAUGUAAUGCCAUCACUUCCGACUCUGGGUAUUCCAGCACAGACGUAAACUCCAAAGCUGAAGUUCCCUUGCUACAUGUUCAUUCUUUUAAAACCAAGAAAUUCAUAUUUCAUGGGAAGUGAAGCCGGGACCCAGCAGUAGCUGAGCGACGGAAGUUUUUCAAGGUCUCAUGCGGAAUUGUGAAAUGAACUCCUGUCGCCCUCCACGCAGAUGUCCGGUCCAGUAGCCAGGAUGGAACGAGCAGCUCCCCUAGAGGCCAAACUGCCUCAUAGCUGGCUGAGAACAGAAGGUGAUGCAUACGAAGAAGCGCUUUCAUACUGAGAAGCUGAGGAGACCGGCUUCUUUUUAGGCCUGUUCCUUGGGACAAUGAUGGGAGAGACCCAGCGUGUUUAUGUCACCAAUGAUAUCGAGUCCAGCGCCCCAGACAAAGAGGUCAGCUUUGAGCAGUUUGGCAAGAAAGAUGCGAGUGACGUGUUCGACAGCGGAUUGCUGGAUGGCUCGGAGUCAUGCUUACGCAAUGGGGCUGAACAUGGAUCCAGUUUCAUCAGCACCAAGGACAAGGAGCCUCAUAACCAGAGGGAAGCUGUGAUCCGGCCCCAGCAAGCAGGCAAAAUCGACUUCAAGUCCCUACACAGCAGGUCCAACUUUCCCAUUGACAGCUCUUGGGGGACCGUCAAAGGAAGCCCCCAGUCUCCCACUGGAAAGAGCCGAGCGAGGGAUAAGAACAAGCGCUCGGGGAAAGGGGAGCGUGGCCACCAGCAGCUCUACCGGCUCACAAUUAGCAAUGCCAGAUCCAACCCCACCAUCGGCAUCGCUUACCCUCAACAGAAGGUCACCCCGCCCAAGAAGGUAGAACCCGGACGAGGACCUAUCUCUGGAAGCUACCGGUUCCAUGUCCCCCGAAUCCCCGAGAGGGAGGUGGAACUCCAACAGGAAGAUCUCAGCUUUGCCCGCUGCUUCCCAGAGACCCCCUCAAGCCAUGUUUCCAGCAACUAUACCUCACCGACAGCAGCUGCACGCCCGAACCAUGGUGCAAAGAUGCAACCUUCAGUUGGCAUUCCUCACGAAAGUCCUGGCAGCAGUGGGCAGUUGCAUUAUCUGGAAUUCCCAGGAAAUGGGAAUAACUCGUGGCAUUCACCAGACAAAAGCCUUCCGGGUACUAACAAUGGACUCUCUGCCCCAAAGACCUGCCCCUUCCCUGAGAACAACAAAUCAAAUGCACACUGCUUGGGGCCUCCGACAUUCCAGUACCCUUUCCAGGCUUUGCACAGCCCAGCCACGGACUCCUUCCAGGGUGACGCCAACGCUCAAGACUACGUAGAUGUUUCAUUGGCCACAAGUCAGGCCUCUCAUGGUGCUUUGGCCUUCCAUACUUCCUCCAGGGACUGGAAAGAGGAAGCCCUCGGCAAUGGCCCCUAUGAGAACGUGGCUCUGGAGAGCAGGAUCUACGGGUUGGCUUCUCCGCUGACUCAGUUCCUCCAGUCGCCGACUCAAGGGCAUUUGCCUUGCUACAAAGGAAGGAAUGAACAUUCCACUGACCACAAUGGUGCUAUCUCUCCUUCAGGUGCUAUUGACCAAAACCCAAGCACUUUGCAAGAAAACCAAGCCGUUUUCCUACCCAGUUUACAUGUUUCUAGUAUGCCAAAGUCAAUCGGUAAGAGGCAGCCCUCCCUGAAAGAUAGUGUAGCUAGUCAAAGGAUACUGGACGCAGGUAGCUUGCUAAGAAGGAACAUGCCACAAAUCUCUCUCCCCCAAGUGCACUUUCAGAACAAGACUUACGGUGACCCCCCAGCUAAUGGCUUGAGCAGCCCAGGUUUAGCGCCUUUUGAGAAGAACCUUUCCACUACAGCUCAGACCCAUCCCCGGCUCUUGCAAGCCUGGGAGGCAGGCAAGAGACCUUAUUCUCCCCUGGAGCAAAACACGACACCUUAUGCAAGUCCUGUCGCAAACCAGUUGUCCUUCGGGAGCCAUUCAGGACCAGACCAGAGACAGCACAUCAAGAAGACUUGGCACCAUCUCCAACUUCCUUCCACCAUGCCUGGCCAGAACCGGAUCGAGCUCUCAAGGAAACUCGCCAAUCAGAAACUCCCUUUCCCGUCAGAGUGGGAGGGGAACAGCAAGGCACACAAGGGUGCCCCUGGCUAUUCCAGUAAAGUGCUGCUGACUGGGGAGGGGGCCAUCAUACAGAGGCAUGAUCCGGUCCCACAGAACUGCAGUUCGACAAACACCUUCUGCUUUGAUGGACCCAAAGACGCCGACCUCCCUGCUGUGUGUGGCUCAAGGAGCAAGUCCCUCUUUUUCAACAUGAGCCCAGGGGUCCCCCCACCAACUUCGCGGGUCCCCUCUGGCUCAGCUUUGGUGCUGCCCCCGUUGGCCUUGGCUGCAUCCCCGAGCGACUCCCCUCUCCCGUCACCUGCCCCCAACCCCAACAGCGGCAGCACCUGCUCAUCCCUCUCUCCACUGUCCAGCAGCCCCAGUAGCCAUGGCUUUGAAGACGGCACGCCGCUGACCACGCACCCCUACUUUCACCAUCCUUGCCACACAAAGGAUGGCAAUAAGCCCAUCAACGUUUCAGAGCCGCUGUGCACCGGCGCACUGCACUAUCGUGAAGCAGACCCUAUCAAGGCCUUUCGCCUCUCGCAAGAGGCCUCAAAAGACGAACUGCUUUACAAAGGCCUCCCCACAGAAGAGCACUUCCUCAAGCCAAAUAUGGACGUCUCCAAAGGGUGCCUGGAGGGCUUUGAGGCUGAGGUGCCAUCUCCACCUUAUUCCUCGCAUCACUUUCUGGCCAGCUCACUCAGCAGCGCCAGCCUUGACCAGCUGGACGUGUUCCUGACCUGCAAGCAGUGUGACCAGAACUUCAGCAACCUCUCCUCCUUCUUGGAGCACCGCCAGUUCUGCAACUCGCACGUGGCUCCACAGGGUCAGACGAAGGACAGUUCCCGGGGGUCAGAAAUCAGGAAGCAGCAAAACGUGCCUUCUGAUUCCGGAAAACACAUGCUGGGACCACUGCUGCUACCUGAUCCUCAUUUGCAAUUGCUUGCUUUGAACAAGACUGUUGAUUUCCUGGCAGAUGGAGAGGGCAAAGGAGAGCCCAAAGAAGAUCCGCUCAAGGUGAACCAGCUUGGCAGCCUAGCGACGAACCCUUUGCCACUUACUACCUCUGACCUGGAAAUCGAUGAUGCCAAGCUAGACAGCUUGAUCACCGAAGCUCUGAACGGACUGGGGUACCAAUCAGAUAACCCAGAAAUCGACAGCAGCUUCAUAGAUGUGUUUGCGGAUGAAGAACUGGCAACCAUAAAGGUCACCAGUGGUGGGGCACCUUACAAGGGGAAGAAAACGAAGCAUGUGGUGAUGGAUGAGAAUGUGAAAAUGGGAAAUUGUUACGAUGAUCAUCCCUGUGGAGACCUGGCCAAAAGCAGAGCAGCCGGGAAGCAACAGGGAGCUAAAGAGAGGCUGGCAACCUGGUGUCCAGACCAUGGAGGAGAGCAGUCUGAAAAACAGAGCAGCACAGAGUUGGUUCGAGGCAAGGCUGUGGAUCCGGCAAUGUAUGAUGGGGGGCAAACGGACACAAACGCCCCACUGAAGAUAAGAAGGAAAGGUUGCUGUGGGUCAUUUCUGCCUGUGAAGCAGGCAACCAAAACUUUUCCAGAACUGAAGCAACCGAAGAAUGUAAAGUGCCCUUCUACUCCGAUGAGCAGCCCACAGCCGGUUGGUGAGCCUGUUGUCGCUGCUGGGAACACCAAGCUCUCCGCGAAAGAGGCAAAGAAGAGGAAGCUGCGGAGUGGAACAUGGAGCAAGGAGCUCAUUCAAAAAAUUGUCCAGCAGAAAAAUAAACUCCACAAACUGCACAACAAGAGUACCAAAGCUGUCCCGCUGUCCUUGCUUGCCGACCGACUGCUGCCCGAAACGAAGGACAGUAAAUUCGGAGAAUACGAAUACAUUUCUGAAUCGGAUGACGAGAGGGUGGAAUAUGCCAAGCGGCACUGCAGGCGGAAGCUGGGCUCAAGGUUCAACGGCAGGCUGAGAAGCGGCUUCAGCAGGAGACGCCAAGGGAGAGGGGGAAGGGAGAAGGAAAGAGAGCUGGCUUGGAGCUACAGGCAAUGGAAAGACAGAGAGGAGCCCAAGAGGGCCUCGGGCAAGGAGGCUGGAAGGAAGGAGAGUGGCGUGGGCAGGUUGCGAAACAGCCGGUCUUCCGUAAGCAGCUGCCAAAGCACAACAUUCUCCAGUGAAACCAGCAGCAGCAACAACAGCCCCCAAAGCACCGAACAGGUUGAUUCAGACACUGAGAAAGAAGGCGAGGAGAGAAAGAGGCCUCUGCAGAAUCCAAAGCGUGCAGGACCGCUUUCAAGAGAACUUCUGAAUGUUCCUGAGAAAGAAACACUGGGAGGAAGCCAUACUCUCACCUCUGACUUGUCCGGGGAGCCCGACAGCAUCGACUCAGCCAAAAUCCCACCUCCGAUGUUUAACGUGCUUCGAAACCACAGUCCCAACAUUUCUCCCAUCCGUUAUACAGAUGAAGGUGAAGGAUUGCUGCUUACUAAAGAGAACCUGCAUCCCAGCAAAGCUACGCUUGGCAAGAGCCCAGGUGUGCUUUUUGGUUCUGAAGAGUCAGAGCAGUGUGCCAGCCAUAGUGAAGAUAAGCCAAGGGCUACAGACAAAGCCCUAGAGCCGUGUGUGCUAGGAACAGAUCAUUGCUGGCACCAGUUUACUGCCUAUAAUGGGCAAUACCAUGUGGAAGAACUCAUCGGUCCUUCCUCCAUUGACAACAACAGACUCCCCCUUGAUGAGAAUACUGUCUAUGACAAGGCAGACGCUAAGUCUUUAGAGAAGCAAAAAGAAUUCAUUGCCCCUAUUAGCUGUUUUAGUGACAAUCCUGUUGGCUUGGAGGUAACCGAGAAAGGACCAAAUGUGCUAGUCAACACUGCUGACUCGUUUUAUGACUGCAAAGAAUUAUCCAGUGGCUAUGAGUCACCAGGUUUCUUCUCUGGCUCUCCAUCCAUAGAGUCGUCCCACGGUGACAAUGUGUACUUGCGCCAGGGAGAUAUCAACGUCAGCUCGUUCAGACAGAAACACCCUGUGAUCUCCUCGUACGAGGCCGAUCAAGGCAAGGUCUCAUCACCCCUUAGCUUUGAUUCUUCCUCUGUCUUUGGAGAGAUCCCCGUAGCUGACUUUGAUGCUACUUUAUAUGACAGUGUUUCUUCAAGCAAGGACAACUAUGCCACCUUUCCGUGUGCCAGUCAUCCGCUCGGCAAGAUGACCCCUUUCGACCAGCAGUACUCUUCAUUCCUGCAAGAAAAGGAGUGGAACCAACUAGUGGAAGUGUCGCCAGUGUUACCAGAAGACCUUGCCCCGUUUCAAGGCCUUUCUGUUGAAAAGCCGUUAGCAAAGAGGUUCCCUGGUGAGAUUACCCAAAUGCCAAUGACUUUGCCAGAAAGGAUUCCCGAUUACAAUGAACCUUUUAUAAACAGCAUCUCAGAUGAUGACCUGGAGAUCAAAAGGUUAGUCACUGAGCUGGAAAGCCAGCUACAGACUAGCAAACUUAACGUGGAGUUGUCAGAUGAACACCAAAUGCCCAAAGACCGCACUGAUACGGAACGGAAGGAGUUUGUCAGCCAGUUUUCACCGUUAACCCCAGAGCAACGUUGUGAUGGAAAGGGGUUAUUCUUAGUGGAGGGUGAAUUUGAUAAUACGGGUCUUCCUUCCACAAAAGCCUGCCUCCCUGAAAAUCCAGCAAAUGAGAAAACUCUGCUUCCAGAUUUAGACACCAAGUAUGGAAACCACAGGAAUCUUUGGCCAUGUUCAGUCCAGUUCAGCCCUCUGCAGUCUACCAUGAAUGCACCAUCGGCCACUGAUCUGAUCUUGAUUGACCCUUUCAGCUCCAAAGAGUCCCAUGAGAGACUUCACAAAGAUCUGAAAGAUGCUGAAAUCUCUGGGGGAGAUGGUUUCAGGGAAACGAGGGGUGCGUCUACCGGAAUGAUACGUAUCCCUGACAACAUAGAGGUUCCCUGCUACACAGACCAUUUGAUACAAAGCCCUGAUCAUUUGUUUCCAAAGUCCCUGCAGGCAGCUGGGCUAAAUAUUCAUGAGGCUUUGCUACUGGAAGCAGAUGGUUUUCCAGAAAUGCCGCAGAAAGAGAAAACGUUUGACGGCGCUGCAGAGCUGGAAUCGUACGGCCACCAGGUCACGUGUUUGAAACCAGAAUUUGAGCUACAAGAUGUCAGAGAUGAAGAGGAUGAUGGUAGUUUCCCUUCUAGCACCCAGAAUGUCAAAGACCCAGAAGAAAGACCCUUGAGUCAGAGUGAGGCACCUGAAAUACUGGGACCUCAAACACCCAUGCAGAGGGACAAAGAUGGAUCUGUGCUGCUGGAAGAGGCCAAGGAAACUGAAGGGGCAGCAACUGGCCAGAGUCCAGCACCGUGCGAUAAAGCUGGCAAUGGCAAAGCCUCACUCUUUGAUUCGUUGCCCUUUUCCAAGGAGGAGGAAGAAGAUGCAAAAUAUGCCUCAGCCCCGCAAGGGAAGUCAGCUAAUCCACUGCAGCAACUGCAGCUGUUCGUUGCCAGAACAGUCAAGAACAAGGAGGAAGAUCUGCUGAUCCCUUGUUUCCCCCUCCUGCAUCCUGCUCCUUUCCUGCCCCCAAGUACCAAUGUGCAGCCUGAGCAUCAAAAUGGAGUUGCAGACAGUGGGGCAAAUGCAGAUGUGGCCGAGUGCCCCACACUGGGAGAAAGGAAGGGGAUUGUGGAGGACGAACUGGGGACCAAGGCACCCAGUUCAUCGGAACUGUGUUUGGAAACAAUCAACCAAGCAGGGUGUUCGGGAGAAAAAGUCUCUCCUGCAGCAGAGCAGUUGGUCCUUUCGUGCCCCGAACAACUCAGCAUCCCAGAGCAGCGCUUGAAAGAUGAAUGUUCAGCAGAGGCUGACAUUAAUAGGUGCGCAGAUGGCCUUUCACCAGACCACAGUAACCUCUCUCUGCUCGGCAACUCAAUAAUAACCUCAUUGCUAAGGGAGGAGGGCGCUCAGGUUACAGGAGAGCAGAAAAAAGCAACCUUGGCAUUUAGGAUCCGCAGAAAAUCCCCUUUAAGUCCUGGAUCAUUUGAGCAAGAUACACCAGGCCAGACAUUAGCAGCGGGGCUCAAAAUCCAAAUCACACACUGUGCUACUUGGGACGAAGCCAGACAAAAGGAACUAGCUGGGAAAGUCCAGCUGGCCAAACUGAGCAGGGAUCAGUCACAAGACGAUGACACUUCUGCAGCCCCUACCAGCCCUCCUGAAAAUGGACCCAAAGCGGGCUUCGGUUCAGGAAUCAGCCCAAGCUUUACAGAAGGCCUGGGAAAGCAAACAAGUCACUGCGUGGAAGUCUCCCAGGACAGUUUUCCAGGGGAAUCAGGCUUUGCUGAUCAGAAGUGCAUGCAGGAAAAGAACACAAUCUGUGCGGCAAUUCCCAACUUCAUAGAGGCAGCAUCUCAAGAACUCAAGAACUCCACAGUACCUGAGGGCCAGCCACUUUGCACAUGCAAGCACUCCUCUGGGGAAGAGAAGGGGGCCAUUAGGAGUCCUUCAGAACACAGGGCGUGGAAAGAAGCAUUCCCCUUGACCCCCACUUCGCAGUGCUGCGAUGCUGGAUCUCCACCGCUCUUGGAUGUGAGGGGCAACCUACGGCAACACCUCGCAGAAGGUGCAGCUGGUGCUUUGACGCCGCCUCCGAAGGAAGUCGCUCCCCAGCCUGUCUCUCCUCUGUGCUUGGGCAACCCAGUGGUUCCUCUCCCAGAAAAGGAAAGACCCUUGACAUUGCAAACCAACAGCAGCCAAUCCCCUGGUGUGUCGUCUUUUAUGCAUAAGGAGCUCUCGGAAGGGCUACUCGAAAGGCCGUGUUGUGAAGAUAGCAACACACUCUCAGUCAGGGAUGGGAUUGCCAGUUCUCCCCCAGUUUCCCUCCAGGGUAACGUCCUUGGUCCUUCUCCAUCAGAGAUUUCUUCUACUCAAUGCAGAGAUGAAAGUGCAGAGCAAACGCUCCAGGAAGCAAAAGAGGCUGGAGGCUGCUCUCCGGAAGUCGGUAAAGAUGAAUCCCAGCAAGAGGUCUUCAGCAAAGUCGUAAAUAUCCGAGACAUUCCAGCAGCUGACCUUACAGAAACAGACAAAGCUGUGGCGGUCCGCCUAAGUGCUAGCCAUUGUCCAGAGACUGGGUGUAGCUACCCUUCUCAAAACACGGACAGAAGACCGAAUGAUAUGAAGAAGGAAAGCCAUGAAUGGAAUGAGCAGGUGGAAGAUUCUCCUAGUUCCAGGGAGCAAGAAGAGAGCAAACGAGGAAAUCCCAAAGAUGAUUCCAAAACAGGUCCACUGGAAGAGAAAAGACUGCAAGUGUCCUGCGAUAUUUGUUCUGUUUCUUUUCGAACCAAAGUGGGGUUGAUGAGGCACAGGGCUGUGAAGCAUCAGGAGAACAAGGACAGAGCUCCAUUGGCAGGGACUUCUUCAGGCCCAAGCCAGCCAGCCUCCAAGAGAAAUACAAAGGCUUUGGUCAGAGAAAGGGGGUGCAACUCACGUCUCCCAAAAACAACUUCUGGCCAAGCGGUUCCCAGAUCCUACAGAAGACGGAGGAAGGAGCCCCGAGAGGAGAUCCAGGAAGUUGUUAGCAGGGUGCUGAGUAACCUAAGCGUCAUUUCGUUUGACAUAACCCAUGAACUGCAAGGCACAGGCCAUCCGAGUAAAGAAAUGAAAACGACACCAGCCCAAAUGGAUGAGUCAACGCCUAAUUCUAGAAAAGAUUCAAAAACAGGAGGAAUAGAGGGAGAGGCCAAGCCUGUUGGCUCAGGCAUUUCGGCAGAGAAGAAACUGAGGAGGAAAGGGAAAAGGGGGAAAGGGAAAGGAGUUGCCGACCCAAACAACCUCACGGUGUCUUCUAAUGUGGAGAAUGAGGUCCUCAACACCAUCAACCUCACUGUGACUAGGAUCUCGAAGGAACUGGGAAAUAACUGCACAUCCCCCUCCACCUGGGCCUCUUUGCCCCCUCAGUCUCUGAGAAUCAAUGAACCUGAAGGAGGUGAAAGAAUGUCCUCAGCCAAAGAAACUGCUGGAGAACAGACAGCUCAGGAUGUAGGGAGUGUCAGAGGAGAAGGGAAUGAAGAUCCAGAAUUAAAAGAUAAGCUUUGUCCACAAGACAGUUGGCCAACUGGAUCCCCAAAGCGAGGUGAGGAACUGUUGAGUGACCUUUGCGAAAACCAGCGUGAUGGCAUAAAUGUGAAGGAACAUGAGGGAAAGGACAGUCUUUUGGAAGAGGCAGAUUGCCCAAAUCACAACAGCCUGUUGGUGCCUCCGCUCAGCCCCAAGAGUCAACAGCAGCCUUUGGAUUCUGUACCAGACAAAACAAGUUCCUUAGAAGAUACCUCGGAAAAAGCAACUGAAGUUUCCCCUUGUUCCAUGGACUCCAAGCCCUGGAGGACGGGAGAGCUUCCAAAGAGCCAAGAGUUCUGUAAUGAUGGCCGAGACCUGCAGAGCUUGUUUGAUGACGACACCACAUUUUCACAGCUCUUCCCCAGGAACGAUCAGUUCACCCGGAGGAAGUGCACUCGUGUGUACGGAAAACGGACCAAAAAUCUGAAACCCAUUUCAGAGGCAAACUCCAGGCCAGAAGUUACAAGGGACCUCUUCACUGUCCGGAUGGCUUCAGAUCUUGGGGAAACCAGCUCGUUUUGUGUGACUAGAGACGAUCCUUGUGACUAUGAAACCAUCUCCAUCGAUGAUGCGUUGCUGCUUGACAUGUGCCACAGUAGCAAAACAAUGCCGAGCGACCCCAGUUCCAGUUCUAGCAAAAACACUGCUCUUCAACCAGAUGCCAGACUAAGCGAAGAAGCUACUGAUUUGAAGAAGGAUGACACAUUAAGCUUCCUGUGUCAAACGAGUCCAACAGAAACUCUUCCAACCUUGAGCGACUGGGGUGGUGUAGGAAAAGAGGCAGACGUAGCCUCUGCUGAUGGACCAGCGCUCAGUUCAUCCACAGAGCUUUCCAGUGGCCAUUCUGGGAUGGAAGCCAGUCCAGAACCUCCAGAUCUGGAAGAAGAACUCUACGAUGCUCGAAGGAAUGAAAACCCUACCUUGCCUGAAUUCCGUACGAUUGAUUUGGAGAUGUUGAACACAAAAUUUGAGAUGAGGGAUAUGUCCUCCUACUGUGCUGAAGAGGAUGAUCUCCAUCCUACAAAUGAAUGCACCUUAGAUUUGAACCCGACGCCCACCAGCCAAGGCCGGCCGAUCAAAAAUAAGCUAGAAGAAGGGAAGCAGGGACUGAAACCCCGCAGCGACUUAAACCUCAAAACGAAAGAAAAGCAGUACAAAUGCAAAGUUUGCUUCCAGUGGUUCCUGACCUUAGGGGAGCUGGACUUUCACAAACUGACCCAUAACCCUUCCCCGCCGCCCACCUGCUACAUGUGCGUCCAGAGGAAAUUCAGCUCACGGGAGCAGCUGAGGGACCACUUGAAGGAGAAGCAUGCCAAGAACAAAGCUGGCCUCUGGGCUUGCGGGAUGUGCCUCAAGGAGAUCUCGGAUGUCUGGAUGUACAACGAGCACUUAAGGGAGCAUGCGACUCAGUUCGCGCGGAAAGGCCAGGCUCAGAAGUCUGUCUUGGGGAUAUCUGGCUGCUUCAAUGAUGAGGACGCAGCUGUCACUCACUUCCUGAACUCCAUCCUGUGCCGAAAGCCCAGCAAGUCCUCCAAGAACACAGAGCCCAGUGGCAAGACCCUUGUUGGCAAAGAGAGCAAAACCCCUAAAGAACCUCUGGGGCAAGAGGGGAAGGUCGGCAAGGAUCCCUCAGAAAGGCCGGUCAGAACCAAGCCACCGGCUUCCUCCCCCAAAGCACCGGCAGUUUCCUCUCCAGACCCUGCCCCGAAAGUCGAAGGGCCUCCCAAGAUGGUGCCCAUGCACCCCGAAUGCAAAGAUCCAUCUCGAGAUUGCCACCACUGCGGGAAGCAGUUCCCCAAGCCUUUCAAGCUCCAGCGCCAUCUGGUGGUGCACAGCUUGCAGAAAAUCUACCUGUGCCACAAAUGUCCCAUGUUCUAUCAGGAGACCAAAGAGCUCCGGAGCCAUCUCUGUCAAGAGCACGGGACGGCCGAGGAGAUGGACAUUAAGCAUACCACGCUGUACGCCUGCGAGCUGUGCGCAGAUGUCAUGCACGUGAUCAAGAAGUCCUUUAUCUGCAGCACCUGCAACUACACCUUUUCCAAGAAGGAGCAGUACGACAGGCACAUGGAAAAACACCUGGCGGGCAACAGCAAGACCUUCCGCUUCCGAGGGGUUAUGCGCCCAGCAGUCUUUCCAAAGGAGGGGGACAGGAAAAUCAAAGAGGAGCUGCGCCCCAGGGAAGGGACACCUGCUGCCAAAAAGAAGAAGGUUCUCCACCACAACAGCUCAUCUGUGCAGGGCUCACCUGUGCAGUUUGAUUGCCUCCAUUCCCCCCAGCUAGGGGGAGAAGCCCUGCUACCUCCAAGUGAGCCUCUUUCUGUAGCCAUGCGUGCAACUACACCUCCACCCCAGGCCUGUGUCAAAACAGAAGAUCGGAUGGGAGAUUUCUCUGGCCUCUUGGCUGAAGUAGAAGAACCUCUGUUUGACUGUCUGCCUUCGCCCCCUCCUCCGGCACACCAGCGAGCAUCAGAGCGCCCAGAGGACAGGCACGCCGCCACACUUCCCACCCACCAGCUGAUGAAAAACAGCUCACCAGACGAGAGUCCUCCUCCAUUUUUAGACUCUCCUGACGCAAUUAGCAUUGAUCUUGCCAGGUUAGCACAUAAACAAGCAGAAGCACACAAGCUGUCUCCACCUCAUCUCUCCGAGAAGCACAAGCAAAUGGACACUCCUGAAAAGGUCACCUUGAGCAGUGAGGCUGAACGCUCCAUGGGCAUAGGGGACAAUUCACCCGCGCAAGACGACCCCCUGCGCAAGACUCUCGAACUUCCCGCUGUGAGUUUGGGGGUUACAGAGUGCAACGGUCCCCAUAAAACUCAGUGGGUCAGCAAUCCUAAACCGAUCGAAACUGUUCCUCAGGAAAGUGCUUGUAAGCUAAACGCGUCUGAAGCUGCCUUCCACCCCUCACCUCUGAAGGACAAGAGAUCAUCGCCGACCCUAAAUCGGCCUGCCAAAGAGAUCCCUUCCAAGAAAACCACAGGGGGCCAGACUGACACUGAGAAUCGGACUAACACCCAGAAUUCCCUGGGUGGUCCAGGAGAGGUUCAGAAGCCACCCUGCCUAAAAGACAAGGCCCCGCCAGAGAUGGCCGCUUGCCCCAAAGACAGCAAAGCCCAGGGGGGCAUCAAAGAUACGGGAACCAUCCAGACCGGUCCAAUGAGUGCCCACGUCCAAAGCGACAUGGGAGGCUCUCAGGUGAGACACAACCACUCUGAACCCAGCAGGUUCCAAGAAAGACCCGUGACAAAUGGGCUUUCCAGACCGCUCCCCAAAAAGCGGAGAGAACACAAGCCUUCUCACAAGGGUAGCUCAGCUUCCCGUGAGAAUAUCGAAGGAGACGGAGGCAAAAAAAAGAAAGUCCAGGGGCAAGAAGCUGUGAGGGGCGACGGUGCUGGAGGCUUCAAGAGGGCCGACUGGUCAAACAAUGAGGCUUUGGCCCUCUCCCCCCGAAGGAGGGAUCCUCACUGCAACAAACUGGCCCCCAAGUCCAAGGUAUCGGCGGCAGGCAGCCAACUCAAGAAGUCGGUGCUUGACCAGGGUUUCCAGAAGAAAGCAGAGAUCCGCCAUUCCAGUGGAGACUUGAAGCGCAAGAAGGACGUCUUGGGCAAGACCUACCAUCAUCCCCUGUUACCCAAAGACCCCUCCCCUUCCCUGGCCAGCUCUUUCAACAGACCCAGAGCUGUCCAAGGUGCUAAGCUUCCCGAGGCUCACCACUACCGGACGGCUGAAUCCCAGAACAAUCUCCUAAGCCAACUGUUUGGGCAGAAAUUAACUAGCUUUAAAAUUCCUUUAAGAAGAGAUACUUCUGAGUAAUUUAUGAAAGUGACUUCUGGUGAUCCUUUCGCUGCUUUCAAGGGGGGGGGGAGGGGAGAGAGAAAAAUUAUCAAAGCAUUUAAUUCGUUUGUGUCGCGUGAUUUCUCUGUCUAGCUUAAAUGAACUUGCACUGCCGCCUCUGAAAUAGUUUUGCUUUUGUGUCUCGAUAAUCUACUUUAAUUCACCUGAUUUAUCAUGCAAAUGCUAGAACUUUGAUGUUGCUGAUGAUUUUCAUGAACUAAAACUGUAAUCGCUUUGGGCAGAGCGAAGCGUCAAGAGGAAAUGCUUUAUUGGAGAAGUGCGGAGGUUAUGGGGAUACUUGCAAAUCCCAAGCCCCUUUUGAGACUGUGCCUCUCUUAUCUUCGUACAAAAGUACUUGAAGAGAUGAACUUCAUUCCAGAGACAUCUUAUUCAUAAGGUGCAGUACACUGUAGAAAAGCAGAUUUUUUUCCCCCCCCUCCUCUCCUGAAGAUUUUGCACAAAUAAUCCUGAACGAUUUCGUUUAAUUGGGAGCAGCCUAAGACAUGAUACAAUUAAAAAAAUUAAAUUAAGAAGGAAGCGGCGCUUGCGCUUUCGACAGACGUCCGUUCCCAAGAAUGUGGAGUUAAGAAUGAACUAAUUUGUACAUCCUCGGGGGCCUUCAAAGUUGUUGCCUUUUUUUUUUUUUUUAGACCACUGUAGAUGUCGCUGAAAGGGAUUUUUUUAAAAGAAAAAAGAAAAUUAUAUGCCCCCUCCAACCUAGCUGAACUGCACCUUGAAGAUUGUUGACAUAGUUUCUUUUUAAUUAUUCUUUUUAAUUAUUGAUAUCUUUUUCCCGUAAGGGGAAAAAAAAAAAAGACUGUGCCAAUUCACUACCGCUACCACCCUUCCCACAAAUGCAGUACUGUCCUAAUUACCUGUAAGGUAUGGUUUCUAACUCUUACUGUAUUGAGAUAGUUGCUAGACUUCGGGCUUUCACUACGCAGUUAACUGGUGCUAUUUUUGUUUUUGUAAUGUGAAUACCAACAGGAACAAACCAGUGGAGGAAAGGCAGUGGGGGGGGGGGAAAGACACAACUCAUUAAAGAAGUUAACCGUUGCCUGUAUAAACCUAACACACAGAGAGAGAACGGGGGGGGGGAGGGGGGGAUAUCUUGCAUGUUCUCUUGCAGUCCUGUUACUCUGCAGUGUGUAUGCAACCACAGUUAUAUCUUGAGGUUUGAGUCUCAGGUGCAGAUUCUUGGAGGGUCAUCCGUCACUUUUAAGGGCCUCCGACGUCACGGAGGAGCAGAGAAGGUGCACUGAAAGGGUUGGGAGCAGCGUUCUUUGUGUGUGUCUUGCAAUGAGGUGUGUUUUGUUUUUCAGAUUUUUUAAAAAAGGAAUUAAGUGGCUUUAUCCUGUUAAUAUGUACUUUUACAGUUCUUUGUGUAAAAAAAUAUAGUAGGUUAAUUAUACAUCGGGUGCAAUGCGUUACUUUUAAAGUUUUUAUUUUGAUAUUUGUCAGAGAGCAGAGAAAAAGCGCUGAAAACGCCCGUUUGUUUUUUCUUGGGUUUUUUUUUUUUUAUAAUGUUGUACAGGGGGCCAGUGGAGCACCUCUUUAAUGUUGUUGAAUAAAAUAUGAGAUGAACAAUACGCAGUGGUACUGUAAAAACAGGGCCUGGAUUUCUCCUCUCAAAUAUAGUCCAAUAUUUUCACAGAA
Molecule: messenger RNA, 15324 nt
Organism: Heteronotia binoei (common prickly gecko)
Lineage: Eukaryota; Metazoa; Chordata; Lepidosauria; Squamata; Gekkonidae
Gene: ZNF469
Product: zinc finger protein 469
Exons: 4
Coding region: 1033-13647 (4204 amino acids)
Source: RefSeq, a predicted model, not a curated record